AUGUCGUUCAGCUUUGGAAACACGGCUGGUGGGGAGAAGAAGACGGGUACUCUUUUUGGAAGCACUACAGCGCCAGCUGGUGGUCUGUUUGGUCAAUCGCAGCAGCAACAGCCACAGCAGUCAAACGCGACACAGUCUGGCGGCCUCUUCGGGUCAUCGACCGCCCCCCAGAAUAACAACAGUAACAACAACAACAAUAGCUUGUUUGGAUCAACACAACCACAGCAGCAGAACUCCGGAUCGAGCUUGUUUGGCCAACCGCAGCAACAGCAACAGCAGCAAAAUGCAGGCUCGAGUCUCUUUGGACAGCCUCAGCAGCAACAGCAACAACAAAACGCGGGCUCCAGUCUGUUCGGCCAACCCCAGCAGCAGCAGCAGCAGCAGCAGCAGCAACAACAACAACAGGGGCAACAGCAACAGCCAAACAUGGGCAACAGCCUAUUCGGCGCCUCGUUGCAGCCAGCACCUGUUCUCAACAACGUACAGGCGCAAAGCGUUCAGCAACAGCGCGAAGGGCUUCCGCAGCUGCGCCAGUCUUCUGCACAACCCUUUGCUGGCUCUGCCUACAUGACCGGUCACAGAGAGAAGUCGGUCAUCGAGCAGAUACGGAUUCUCAACAACAAGUGGGACCCCGAGAACCCUGAAUGCGUCUUCCAAUACUACUUCUAUAACUCGGUCAAGCCCGAAGAAGCGCCCUUCUACGGGCCCUCGCAAGGCGAAGACGAACGGAAAUGGGAGGAGGCUUUGUCAAAGAAGCCAAGCCCAGGUGCCAUCCCUGUGCUUGCCCGCGGCUUUGAACAGGUUGGAGAACGCAUCAAGCAACAAGCAGCUGCCGUCACCGCGCUCCGGACCAGACUGCACGAGAUUAACAACAGUCUGUCACUUCUCAAAGACGCGCACGAGCUGACUGUAGCUUCGCGUAUCACUGAAGCAAAGCGGAAGCACAUCGUUUUCACACAACGAACACUAGCCCUUGCAACCAAGGUCCAGAUCCUGCGCAACCGAGGAUACGUCAUGGAUCAGCCAGAGGAGGACCUGAAGAAGAAGCUCAUCGAGUUGGAGAAGCAGACGUUUGAUCCCGUACUUGGCGGGCGACAAGAAGAGAUCUGGGCGCGUAUGUCUGGUGUGCGCGAGCGGGCGCGUAUCCUUCAGGAGGAGACCGAAAAGCUGGGCAAAACGAUCGAGCAGCAACAAAACGGUGAACUCCUUACUGAUGAAGACCAAAAGGCACUAGAGAAGCUACUCAAAGACUAUGACCGACAACUCGAGCACCUCAAGAAGUGGGUCGACGACACUAGAGACGAGUACGAUGAAUGGGAGACGGCGCAGCAAUCAAGGCCGACAAAGCGAUAA
Molecule: messenger RNA, 1353 nt
Organism: Alternaria arborescens
Lineage: Eukaryota; Fungi; Ascomycota; Dothideomycetes; Pleosporales; Pleosporaceae
Exons: 3
Coding region: 1-1353 (450 amino acids)
Biological process (GO): nuclear pore organization; NLS-bearing protein import into nucleus; protein localization to nuclear inner membrane
Cellular component (GO): nuclear pore; nuclear pore central transport channel
Molecular function (GO): structural constituent of nuclear pore
Source: RefSeq, a predicted model, not a curated record